This is a messenger RNA of Radiomyces spectabilis, 1371 nucleotides long. Its product is annotated as glycoside hydrolase superfamily. The record is from RefSeq and is a predicted model, not a curated record. The transcript has 2 exons. Gene Ontology annotation, biological process: carbohydrate catabolic process. Gene Ontology annotation, molecular function: alpha-galactosidase activity. Lineage: Eukaryota; Fungi; Mucoromycota; Mucoromycetes; Mucorales; Radiomycetaceae. The coding region runs from base 1 to 1371 and encodes 456 amino acids.
AUGAAUCUCACACCACAUAAUUUUGCAUCAGCAAAAACUCGCGUCGAUGUAUCCUACAGACGUCUCGAUAAUCCAGAAGCACCUGCAGUCAAGCUGACCAACGUCCUUGUCAGUGACCAGACACCUUUCAAGGAUGACGUAUUGACCAUUCGCUGUGACAUGCAGCGUCAUGGCAAAGGAGACGAUCAGCUCUACAGUGUCCAUGUCAAAGCGAAUAUUGCGAUUGAGCUUGUGCAGUUUGAAGUCAAAUACCUUGCCGAUAUUCAAACCAAGCGCAUGCUGGCCAACGGUUUCCAAAGUUGGAGCCAAGCCCGAGAAAUGGAUAAAGACGACAGAAUUCCCGCGAUUCGAUCCUCGGUUGCUUGGUACACCCAGUUAAAUUUACAAGGAGAUUAUGAUUUCUUUGCUCAUUCUGGAGAAAAGGGACAUAUUCAUUCCAGCAGUUAUACGCAUUUCCGCGACGUGACCAAUAACAUCCAGUUCUUCGGCUCAUUGUCGGAGCACCUUGGCUAUACUUACUUCAAGGGCGACUUUAACAACAAUGUCUUCAGUAUUUACAAGGAUGUACUGGGCAAGUCGGUGAAACAAGGCGAAGAAUUAGAGUUGGUAAAAAUCUUCAUGGCCGAAGGCAAGGAUGCUGAAAGUGCGAUUUGGGACCGCUAUGCUUCCUUUUUUCCGGAUCGCCGUGCUCUAAAGGGGGAUAACAACCAGCAUCGUCAUGUCAACGGAUGGACCUCUUGGUAUAAUUACUAUGGCGAUGUAAGCGAGGAUAUCGUGAUUCGCAACUUGGAAGCUUUGCAACGGUUCAACUAUUCUAUCAACGUGUUUCAAAUCGAUGACGGGUUCCAAACCGCUAUUGGCGACUGGUUGUCCAUCAAUCACAAGUUUCCAAGUGGCAUGAAAGCGAUUGCUCAGCGAAUCAAAGAAGCCGGAUUUACGCCUGGUUUAUGGUUAGCACCUUACGCAGUGGGAUUUCACAGUCGCUUAGCCAAAGAGCAUCCUGACUGGCUGAUCAAGGAAGCAGGAAGCGACAAACCGGUGGUGGCAGGACCCAACUGGGGCGGAUUCUAUGCUUUGGAUAUGUACCAUCCCCAAGCACGCGAGUACCUAAAAACCGUCUUCCACACGGUAUUGCAUGAAUGGGGUUUUGAUAUGUUGAAACUGGACUUUUGCUUUGCGGCUGCCAUGAUUCCUCGAUUAGGCAAAUCCCGUGGUGAGAUCAUGUGGGAUGCUAUGGAGUUCAUCCGCGAUCUUGUCGGACCCGAGAAACUGAUAUUGGGUUGUGGUGUGCCUCUUGCUUCGGCAUGGCGAAAAGUCGACUAUUGUCGCAUCGGAUCGGACGUCGCACCCUGGUGGGAAGGUGAGCUAUAA